AUGAUGUGGUCGUUUGUGGUGGCGGCGGCCGCGGUGGUGACGGCGCUAAAUGCGCGAGCCGAGCAGGUGUUGCUUCUCGAUACCACCACCGAAGCGACCCUUGGCUGGACACGCUUCCCUUACGGCGCUCAAGCAAGCACCCCCGGCUGGCUCGAGGAGUCCUACACUAACUUCGAGAAACAGAUCAACUGGCGAUCGUACGUGGUAUGUGACGUCGCCCAUCACAAUGUUAAUAACUGGCUCUGGACGCCAUUCAUCGAACGCAGGAAUGCCAAUCGUAUUUAUAUUGAAAUCAAGUUCACCAUAAGAGAUUGCUCAUUGUUUCCUGGUAAUGCCCUGAGCUGCAAAGAAACUUUUAGUUUGCUGUAUUACGAGUUCGACGUCGCCACGCGAGAGCAGCCUCCCUGGGAGCCAGAGAGCUACAAACUUGUAGGAAGAAUAGCUGCAGGUGAGGGUCGCUUCAAUACUAAUUCUGAAGUUGAUAUCAACACGGAGGUCAAAAGCAUUGCAGUCACUAAGAGGGGCGUGUAUUUCGCCUUCAGAGAUCAGGGUGCAUGUAUAUCAAUAUUGGCAGUGAAAGUCUACUACAUCACUUGUCCAGAAGUUACUGUUAACUUUGCGAGGUUUCCAGCCACACCAACUGGUCGUGAGGUUACAGUCAUUGAACAGGCCAAUGGUACUUGCGUGGAGAAUGCAGAGACAGCUCCAGGCGAGGUUCCUCCAGUUUAUUUAUGCAAGGGUGAUGGCAAGUGGACUUUGCCUAGUGGUUCAUGCAAAUGCCGUGCUGGAUUUGAACCUGACCUAAACAAUCAAGUGUGCAAUGAAUGUGCACCUGGAAAAUUUAAAUCUCACACUGGCGAUGACCCCUGCAUUACUUGCCCAGAUUAUUCUGAAUCUACAGCUUAUGCUGCUGCAGAGUGUAAAUGUGUACCAGGUUUUUAUAGAGCCAAAAAAGACCCUAAAAAUGUGCCCUGUACACAGCCACCUUCAGCACCAGUCAAUCUUACUGUCACAUUUGCAGACCAGUUUUCUAUUUCACUAGCUUGGCAACCACCACAUAAAACAGGAGGACGUAAUGAUAUAACUUACAGAGUAUUUUGUUCCAACUGUGGUCCUAGCAUUGAGUACAGACCAGCUGCAACUGGUUUAAACAACACCAGAGUUACUGUAAUGGGAUUGGACCCGGUCACUGAGUAUAAAUUCCAAGUUUAUGCUGAGAAUGGGGUGACUGAGCAAACCGGAGAAGAACCUAAAAAGGUUGAAAUUACUGCUGUAACAGAAGCGUCAGUUGUUAGUGUUGUCUCUAAAUUGCGCAUCCUGAGUGUAGAAAGUGACAAGCUAUCUUUAGCAUGGAACCCACCACCCAUAGAUCUCACUGAUCCUGAUGAUACAAUAGAAAGCUAUGAAGUGAAAUGUUUCCCUAAGGAUAAUAUGGAGAAAAGUGCAAAUGCCACCCUAAAAAUCUCUAAAGAACCUCAUGUCAUAAUAACGGGUCUGAAAAGAGAUACUGAAUAUGGUAUUAGAGUAAGAGCAAAAAUGAAGCGUGGUUGGGGUGAAUUCAGUGGUAUAGUCUAUGCACGCACUGGAUCUGUGCUGGAAACAACAUUUGUAGGUGAAGAGGAGGGAGCACAGGUGCGAUUAGUAGCUGGUGUGAUGGUUGCAGUAGUCGUACUGUCGGUCGUUGCAAUUAUUGCUACUGUACUAUUUCUACGUUCACGAACAGAUGACGAAUGUGACAAAAAGCAACCCAGUGACUGUAAUGCACUUAACUAUAGAAAUGGAGAAGUGUACACUGGACCUGAGCGUCCUGCGAAGACUAGCAGUAACGCCACAACACCAUUGUUUGCUGGGACAGGCUCCAGAACUUAUAUUGACCCCCACACUUAUGAAGAUCCUAAUCAGGCAGUCAGGGAAUUUGCACGCGAAAUCGACGCUUCUUGUAUUACAAUAGAAGCAAUUAUUGGUGGCGGCGAAUUCGGAGAUGUGUGCCGAGGUAAACUUAAAUUACCAGCGAGUUGUGGUCAAGAGAUUGACGUGGCCAUUAAGACCCUAAAACCGGGCUCUACAGAACGCGCGAGACGUGAUUUUCUCGCUGAAGCGUCAAUAAUGGGACAAUUCGAACAUCCAAAUGUUAUUUUCUUACAAGGCGUCGUCACGAAAUGUAAUCCCAUCAUGAUCAUAACAGAAUUUAUGGAGAAUGGUUCUUUAGACACAUUCUUGAGAGCUAAUGAUGGCAAAUUCCGUGUUGUUCAAUUAGUUGGAAUGCUACGUGGCAUCGCGACUGGUAUGCAGUACCUUUCGGAAAUGAAUUAUAUUCAUCGUGAUCUGGCUGCUCGUAAUGUGCUUGUAAAUUCGCAACUCGUAUGUAAAAUCGCUGACUUUGGUUUGUCACGCGAAAUUGAGUCAACUGCAGAUGGCGCAUAUACUACGCGUGGCGGAAAAAUCCCCGUACGAUGGACUGCACCGGAGGCCAUUGCUUUCAGAAAGUUCACCUCAGCUAGCGACGUAUGGUCUAUGGGCAUUGUGUGCUGGGAAGUUAUGAGCUUUGGUGAACGACCUUAUUGGAACUGGAGUAACCAAGAUGUGAUUAAGUCCAUAGAGAAAGGAUACAGACUACCCGCUCCAAUGGACUGUCCUGAGGCAGUUUACCAGUUGAUGCUUGACUGUUGGCAGAAAGAGCGUACCCACCGUCCUUCGUUCGCGAGCAUAGUGAAAACUUUAGAUAAACUGAUCCGCUGUCCUGAUACACUGAGAAAAAUAGCACAGAAUCGCUCUGCAGACCCAUUAGCGGGUGAUACUCCUGACUUGAUCCAGUUCUCAUCAGUAGAGGAAUGGUUAGAGUGCAUCAAGAUGUCGCGGUAUAUUGAAAAGUUCCGCGCGGCGGGCAUCCUGGACAUGGAUGCCGUGGUAGACCUGACAGUGCACCAGUUGGCCUCGCUCGGCGUCACGCUCGUCGGCCACCAGAAGAAGAUAAUGAACAGCGUGCAGAGUAUGCGCGCCCAGAUCCGUGGUAGUGGCCCGUAUGGGUUCCUGGUGUAA
Spodoptera littoralis (African cotton leafworm) is the source of this 3039-nucleotide messenger RNA. Lineage: Eukaryota; Metazoa; Arthropoda; Insecta; Lepidoptera; Noctuidae. The record is from the annotation of a GenBank genome assembly.